GUGGUCAUUUCAUUUUAUCAUUUUCCAACGGCCAUACAGUGUACACUGCACACUUAGUAUUAAAUGCAAAUUCUUGAAUUAAAUAAUAGAUUUUAUUCAUAUUAUUAUGAAGAAAUUUUUCAAAAAAAGUCAAAUCGGCAGAAUUUUGGCCCAAAUCGGGAAUUUGGUACAAUAAUCGGGACGGCGGGAAUGGCGACGAAAAUCGGGAAAUUCCUGCUUAGAAAGCGGGAAUGGGAGGUCCAUGGUGCGGCUGUUGACACUAUAUUUUCCUAUAUUUCGAAUUGGCGCGCUGUUUAGUUCCGAUUUGAAAUGUUAAAUUACGUUGAUGUGCCCUUUGAAAUUGGGGGCACUCGCGUCGCCUCAAAUGACUUUGACGUUCAACAGCCGCCACAUGGGGAGGUCUAGGAAUAGAUUUAUAAUUUUAAUUAUCAAAUCUAACGGUACAUUCAUUAUCACUUAAUAUAGAAAGUAAAUUUAUUGGACUUUGCAGUAUUGUGUGGUUGUUUAUUAUGCUGAUAUUUGGCGGUGGCGUAUUUUAUAUGUGCUUCAAUCAGUGGGCACGAUACAAAGCGAAUCCAACGGUCAUAUCACUCGAGAGAGACUAUCGCCGUUGGAACGGAACGAUGCCAGCUAUCACAUUGUGUUAUAACGUCAAAUUCAGUCAAUCUAAAGCUGAAGAAUAUAUUUUGAGAACAUGGGGUGUUAAGCAAAAUGAUGCAGACUUCGAAUAUUUAUCGCAAUUUGUUGAAACAAUAUCGAAUUUCACUCUCGAAAGAAUUCACACAAUAUUUGAGUACGGAAAAGAUGACCGAUUACGAGAUAUAAACUUGCGGGAACUUGUGGAAUUUGUUUAUCCAAACUAUAAUCAUGUCAUAAAAACUUUUGACCCUACCAUGGGACCCGACAGUCAAUUGGUCUUAAGUGAACGUGGAAUGUGUCACGUUAUAAAUGCACCAAUUAGUAAAGUUCUAACAACAAAACCAUUACAUUCAACUAAUGAAUUGGGCGAGGUUCUUACGUGUUUUUUGUACAAGCAUGAAUGCUUUAUUCGGGUGGAUUUCUAUAAUAUGUCGGCAACAAUAGAAAUCCAUUCAUCCGAAGAGGUCCCAGUUUACGAUUCAGCCGUAAUGGAGUUCAAUCCAUCCGAUGAAAUUGCUAUUACAUUUCAAAUCACAGAAACAUUACCAUCGGAAUCGUUGAGGUAUUUGAACGUAAAACAAAGGAAAUGCGUGUUUCGUAGUGAAAUUUUUGGCAAAAUUCCGAAAUUUAAUGGAAAAUUGUGCGAGAUGAACUGUCGAGCAAGAAACGCACUAGAGCUGUGCAAUUGCAAACCAUUUUUCUACCCAUUUGUUGAUGGUCCUGAAUGCAAUAUUAGCGGUUAUUUGUGUUUACAUCAGAAAUCAUGGCCGAUGUGGACUCUAUGCGGUUGUAAAUGUCCUUCGAGCUGCUUUUACUAUUCAUAUACGGAACGAAGUAGAGAGAAUCGAGAAUGGUCUGAUGAGGUCCUUUUCAUGCGGAAAGCGUCUUUUCGUUGGGAAAUUGUAUCAUCAAAGGUGCGAAAUCGUCGUGAUGUAAUCUUCAGCUUCGCCGAUUUCAUUGGUUCGUUCGGUGGAGCCGCCACUCUUUUACUAGGUGUAAAUUUUUGGCAUUUUGCUGUUGUUUGUCUAAAAAUACUCGAAAAACUUGCGCAAGUAUUAUUGCGGCGUGAGUACAACUUCUAAUUCUUACGAUGAAGAUUUCAUCGGGCACCUCCACUAAAUUCGCUGCUCCGAGCCUAUAGUUAAAUAUCAUCGAGAGGAAAUUUACCGGCAAAGCGAAGAAAAAACUGCAAUAAAAAUUGAAAUAAAUGAAGGAAAUAUUUUUGGAAUAAAAUUUCCAUUGAAAAUUUCAAUUUUAAUUUGAUUUUUAUCAAAU
Molecule: messenger RNA, 1914 nt
Organism: Sitodiplosis mosellana (orange wheat blossom midge)
Lineage: Eukaryota; Metazoa; Arthropoda; Insecta; Diptera; Cecidomyiidae
Product: sodium channel protein Nach-like
Exons: 9
Coding region: 510-1721 (403 amino acids)
Biological process (GO): sodium ion transmembrane transport
Cellular component (GO): membrane
Molecular function (GO): ligand-gated sodium channel activity
Source: RefSeq, a predicted model, not a curated record